CGUAGCAAUUUUAUUCCCAACUGAUAGCUCUCUCUUUCAACCGCUGUGUACUUUACUUUGAAAUUACUAUUCAAUUUUUCGUAUAACGUUAUACAUGUGUGUGAAGAAGAAACGUGUAUUUCUUCUCUUCUCACAUGUUCUUUCACGUUAAGCUUUAUACAAACAAGACGUAAAUGAGCUAAUCGUAACUUUUUUGUACGGUUAUUAAAAAAAAACGAAAGUGUUCCCAAAAAAAAAAUCUGAGUCGUACAUUUUGUAGCCCACCCCACACUUCACUGAGGCCCCCACAAAAAUUUUCUUCUCACUUUUUUGUCACAGUUGAAUAGAGCGCCUCGACUUACAUAGGGAAAAGUAGUUGUUAGACUUUGGAACUGGAUUUCGGGUUUAAAAAGUUUCAGAAUACUAGCUUUUUAUAAACAGACUAAUUUUAAUGAGAUUUUCAAUAAAAACAAAAAUUGCUGCUUCAUGAAGAAAAUUGAUUUUCUUUUCUUUCUUAUAUUCGAGUACUUCAUGGAGGCCCAACAAGUAAUGAAAACAACGUCUCAAGAUAAAUUCUUCAAAAAUUUCACCAUAUAGUUAAAAUUCCACGUAGAAUUCAAUAAAAAUAAGAACUAAUUUUCUGAAGGAUAUUCAGAAGGUCCCCAGAGGGGUCUGACAGAAUUUGAAUAACUGCUGAACGCGAAUAGUUAGCGACAAAGGGUUUUCAUCGCCCGAGACACCGCAUAUUGUUAAUUUUUUAUUUUAGAAUAUGUUGAUCGACUCUGUCUUUUGCACCGGUUUUGAAGCUGUCUUUUGUUCGAAUAUUCGAUUAGCAAAUUCCCGAACGCCCAGAAAACAUCUGCAGCCUCCGUUUUGAGACUUUUGGGUAUUGACCCCUGUAGAACGAAAGAAAGGCAGAAAAUUAUUUUAACUACGCAAGAUUGUGGGAAACUGGGUACUCUGUCAAUGCGGAGACUAAGAGCGAGAACUCUGCCUUUCUGUCUACCAGGAUACCCACAGUUUUGUACAGAUAUUUUUCGCGCUUGGUAAAGAGUAGUUAUUUUUCGAAAGGAUUGUUCAGUUUGACAGUUGAGGUCGUCAACAUUAGUAACACAUUUAAGUACAAGUCGGAUGUGCUAUAGUCAGAAUAAAUCAAUACUCUUGUCCGGUAACUUAUGCUUAACGAAUUGAAUGAAUGUCAGAGACGAUGAGUGUGGGUUUGAUCUACUUUAAUGUCACGAAGAUGUCGUUGUGGUUUGUUCGACAUCUGAGAGCUUACGAACUGCGGUUCUUAAGGCUGCUGGAGUACAAUCUGUAGAAGAAUUUAAAGAAUUUUAUCAAGGAGGUAAAAAAAGAUCAGGCUCAACAUCAGCAGGAUCAUUAGCCUGUAAGAAAAUCUUGUGUAUACCAUGGUCACCGCCGUCAGAUUCCAAUCAGCUGGACAAUCGACAAUCGAUAGCUAUAUUCGUAGCAGAAGCAAUGAAUUUUGCUGUUAGUAAUGAUUACGAAACGAAAUUGAACGCUGAAAUAGAAGAAGCUUAUCACAAAAAAUUGCUAAAUAUUAAUGUGAUUGAUGAAAAUUCAGUAAAAAUUUGUAUUAAUUUUGAUAAAAUGCAUGCAAUAUAUCCAUGGAAUGUUAUUCGAUCAGUACGACGGGAAAAUGCUAAUGAAAGUUUACCAGAUAUUAUUAAAAUUGAACGAAUUCAAAAUGAGCGUUGGUACAAACAAUAUGCAGUUCAUCGAGACGAUUUCAAUCAACGAUAUGUAAAGCAUCAUACAAAUUUGGAAAAAUUGUUAGUUCAUGGUUGUUUGGAAACAUCUGCUUUACAAAUAAUUCAAGAUGGCUUUAAUACAUCACAUGCUGGCGUUAAUGGUAUAUGUUCUACUACCGUUACUUUUACUUAG
Didymodactylos carnosus is the source of this 1884-nucleotide messenger RNA. NCBI's taxonomy places the organism in Eukaryota, Metazoa, Rotifera, Eurotatoria, Philodinida, Philodinidae. The record is from the annotation of a GenBank genome assembly.